Molecule: messenger RNA, 502 nt
Organism: Oncorhynchus tshawytscha (Chinook salmon)
Lineage: Eukaryota; Metazoa; Chordata; Actinopteri; Salmoniformes; Salmonidae
Product: CREB-regulated transcription coactivator 1-like
Exons: 3
Coding region: 72-461 (129 amino acids)
Biological process (GO): positive regulation of transcription by RNA polymerase II; protein homotetramerization
Cellular component (GO): nucleus; cytoplasm
Molecular function (GO): cAMP response element binding protein binding
Source: RefSeq, a predicted model, not a curated record
UAACUACGCCCACGCGCAAGGACGUGGGCACGCAACGUCUCUGGAGGGAAAGCGGAGCAGAAGAGCGAAACAUGGCGACAUCGAAUAAUCCGCGGAAAUUUAGCGAGAAAAUCGCUUUGCAUAAUCAGAAACAGGCAGAAGAGACAGCAGCAUUCGAGGAAGUGAUGAAAGAUUUGAGUAUUACCCGAGCAGCGAGGGUGCUACAGAGAGAAUAUUCCAAGGACCACCAAAGCCUUCUGGCCAACAACCUGCAAUCUCUCCAGAGUAGAGAAGUAAGCUCUGCUGGUGGUGAGUCUGCUGGGCCAUGGAACUCUAGAGCAGCACGUGUAAAAACCUGCCACCCUGUUGUCAGCCAUCAGCAGACAGUUAGUUCCCUGAGGAAGGAUGCAACUGUGAAGGCUUUUCCAUGGCCAAAUGUAGGGGGGAGGGGGUUGAUCCCCAAAUGCAAUAAAGUUUUGUAGUUUUGUCUACUCAUGUUCUUUAAAAAAACGUUUAAAAACAA